This is a messenger RNA of Cryptomeria japonica (Japanese cedar), 829 nucleotides long. Its product is annotated as cationic peroxidase SPC4-like. Gene Ontology annotation, molecular function: heme binding; peroxidase activity. NCBI's taxonomy places the organism in Eukaryota, Viridiplantae, Streptophyta, Pinopsida, Cupressales, Cupressaceae. Gene Ontology annotation, cellular component: plant-type cell wall; plasmodesma. Gene Ontology annotation, biological process: response to oxidative stress. The coding region runs from base 185 to 829 and encodes 214 amino acids. The transcript has 3 exons. The record is from RefSeq and is a predicted model, not a curated record.
UCAAGCUUUGAAUGCACUUCCUAUCAGACUCUGCUUUUCUUCCUACAUGUUUGAGAAUUUUUCAGAGAAGUUGUGAUCAAUCCGCUGUCUGUUCACUUAUCCAGCAUGUGACUUUCACACGCUCAACGCUCAUAAAUACCCACGCUUCCAUGGAAAAUCCACCAAGCUCUGUGUUUUUCCCCUAAUGGAGAAACUUCCUCUUCUCUCUCUCCUUUUCGCUCUCUGCGUUUCGAUUGUUUGCGCUGAAGAAGAAAAUGUUUUGACCUUAAAUGCCGAACCUCCUCUGGUAGAUGGGCUUUCAUGGAGGUUUUAUAAGAACACCUGCCCCAAACUGGAAUCCAUUGUUGAGGAAAGGAUCAAGUUUUAUCUAAAGGAGGACAUUACUCAGGCCGCAGGGUUGCUGCGCCUUCACUUUCAUGACUGUUUUGUUCACGGGUGUGAUGCUUCUGUUCUGCUGGAUGGAUCGCCCAGUGAGCGAGACUUCCCUUCAAAUAAAUCGCCGCGGGCGAAAGUUUUUGAAAUAAUAAACGACAUUAAAAGGCGUGUGAACAAGGCCUGCGGUGUCGUCGUGUCCUGCGCAGAUAUCACUGCUCUGGCAGCUCGGGAUUCCGUUGCAGGGAGUGGAGGGUCAAAAUACAAAGUGCCUCUAGGGCGGAAGGACAGCUUGAAGUUUGCGAGUAAUGAGACCACAAUCGCAAACCUUUCAGCCCCAACCUCCAAUGUCACAACCCUCAUUAAGACUCUUGCUACCAAAGGUCUUGAUGUCACUGACCUUGUGGCUCUUUCAGGUUUGCCCAUAUUGUUAAUAAGCAAACAUUUUGAUUGUUAG